Messenger RNA from Myotis lucifugus (little brown bat), 2392 nucleotides. RefSeq names its product proline rich nuclear receptor coactivator 2 (gene PNRC2). Gene Ontology annotation, cellular component: P-body; nucleus. The coding region runs from base 405 to 821 and encodes 138 amino acids. Gene Ontology annotation, biological process: nuclear-transcribed mRNA catabolic process, nonsense-mediated decay. The transcript has 3 exons. The record is from RefSeq and is a predicted model, not a curated record. NCBI's taxonomy places the organism in Eukaryota, Metazoa, Chordata, Mammalia, Chiroptera, Vespertilionidae.
CCCGCAGCCUCCAUUUUGUUGGUAGAGACAGAAGGAGGAAGUCGUUGGGACCCUGAGGUGGCCAGCAGCUGGGUCGUGGUGCUCGUGGGCUGUGUCCGUCCCGUGCCUCGUCUCUCCCUGGAAGGGGAGGGGGCCUCGUUGCCCGUAGGAGCCGCCGCCGCAGUCCCGAGCUUGAAGUCGCUAAGACUUCUCUCAAACGUGUGUGCUGAGGAGACUCAGAUGUUGGCCUCAGCUCCUAGGCUGAACUCCGCAGAUUGGCCCAUGAGAACUUCUGCAUUGAGACAAAGGAGAGGAUCUGAGAGAAAGCAGCAUCUAUUAUCCUGGGCUUGGCAACAAGGAAGAGGACAGGCAGUGGAAAUCCUGCAAUCUGAAAAGCAGACUGAAAGGUGACAAAGAAGCUGAAGAUGGGUGGUGGAGAGAGGUAUAACAUUCCAGCCCCUCAAUCUAGAAAUGUUAGUAAGAACCAACAACUUAAUAGACAGAAGACCAAGGAUCAAAAUUCCCAGAUGAAGAUGGUUCAUAAGAAAAAAGAAAGAGGACAUACUUAUAACACACCAGCAGCUGCAUGGCAGGCCAUGCAAAAUGGGGGGAAGAACAAAAACUUUCCAAAUAAUCAAAAUUGGAACUCCAACUUAUCAAGUCCCAGCUUGCUUUUUAAGUCUCAAACGAAUCAGAACUAUGCUGGAGCCAAAUUUAGUGAGCCGCCAUCACCAAGUGUGCUUCCUAAGCCACCAAGCCACUGGGUUCCUGUUUCCUUUAAUCCUUCUGAUAAGGAAAUAAUGACAUUUCAACUUAAAACCUUACUUAAGGUACAGGUAUAAAAUAAGAUAAAGUACUAAUGUUUAAACUGAGUAAUAUUUAAGGGUAGUUGACAAUUGUUUCAUACCAAAUUCAAUACUCAGUAAUUAAUCUGUUAAACCCCGUUAAUUAUUGUAGAAAAUAGACUUCAUCUUGUUUUGUGUUGCUGUGCACUGUGAUGUAAUGGUAGUAUCAGUGCCACUUAAAAUAACUAAGUUACUGAUAAUUGUACUUAUAUCAAGUGUUCUCAAUUGAGUAACUUUUAAGCAAAACUACUCAAGAUUAGAUUUGGAGAAUGUUAAAGGAAUCAACUUUUUAAACUCUUGCUUGUUGGGGUAAAGUACUGAUUAAACUGAAUGGUGGUGAAUGUGGAAGGGGCAGUAGGAGCUAUUUGGAAUGAGACCGUAUCCUCCAUUGGCCCCAUUAUAUGCAGUGGAUAGCUGACUGCAACAAAUGUGCCCAAACCAUUUUUUAUAGAAAGUUAUUUGGUGGUCACAGAGUAACUUUUUUAAAAUAACAUUUUUGUAUUAUAGCACUGCAUAGGCUAUUCUGAUAGUGAUUGGCCUCAAAUCAUCCCUGCAAAGCUUGCUUAAAGUAGGGAGUUGUAUUAUGUGAAAGUACCUAGGAAAGAAAGAGCCAUGUAAAUACAUGUAAUAUACUUGUAGCAUAUGUAAAGUUUUACCAUUCAUCUUAACAAAAAUAAGAGUAUUUUUAGUAUUGAAUUCACUAAUGUAAGACCAUGGACUCUUUUUUACACUAUGGCCUAAUUUUAAAGGUCCAAAAUAAAGUUUGACCUUGUGCUAAAGUGCCAGUGUAUGUAUAAUUGAUCUGGUUGUAAACUAUAUUUCAAAGUAAAUCAUAGUGUCACUGUUUUAUAUAACAAAAGGUUUUAAAGCUGCUAAAACACUUCCUAUUUGUAAAAGAUGUGAAAUGCAGUAUGAGACUAUUUUAAUUGUUACUCUUAAGCCCAAAGAUAAACUUGCUAAAGGUCUAUCCAACCUUAAAAAUUCAUAUUGGCUUUGAAUAUUUUUAACCUAUGAUACAAGUAUAUUUAAUCAUGCCAGUGUUUUGUCACCAUUAAGAGCAACCCGGGGACCACUUACACAAAACAUGACUUAUUGCAUAAUAUCUUGAUAACAUGUUUGACCUACUUUAAAAAUAAAUGCUAAGGAUGUUAACCAAAUAGUAAAUUAAAAAUGUGUGAAGAUCAAUUAAAAUUCUGAUUGUAGCCCAGCUGGUGUGGCUCAGUGGUUGAGCAUUGACCACAGACCAGGUGGUCACCAGUAAGAUUCUGGGUGAUCCCAGUGGAGAGUGGACAGGAGGUGGCCGAUCGAUGUUUCCCUCUCUAAAAUCAAUAAAAACAUUAAAAUAAUUUGAUUGUCAGUGCCCUACUUUCUAAUUUGGCAGCUUUUUUUUUUUGAUAUUUUCAGGCAGAAUGACCAAGUUAUAUUUCUCCAAAUAAAUUAAGGUGAGCUAAUGUUGCCCAACUCAUAAUUAUAACUCAUAAUUAUAUCCUAAAGGCAAGUUUAUGUUGUACUUAAAUGUGCAUAUAUGAAUUUGAAACACAAAAUUAAAAAUAAAGCUGCUUUUUCUA